AUGUGUACAGCGGCCGCUGAACACAGCGUCGUUCACACCGUGGGCAGCUGCGACGUGUCUCGUAGAGGCAACAUUUGUGGUGAUUUUUCAUUUUCACUGAUAUUCAUCUCGGUGGUUUUCUCCUUUUCAUUGUCUACUGCUGGCAGAUAUGUGGAGAAUGGAUCACUCGCUAAUAUUAUCAAGCCAAAUAAAUUUGGCCCUUUUCCGGAGUCCUUGGUGGCCGUAUACAUAGCCCAGGUACUUGAAGGUCUGGUGUAUCUACAUGAACAACGUGUCAUUCAUCGAGAUAUCAAAGGGGCAAAUAUUUUGACAACAAAAGAGGUGCCUGUGGGUAGAGCAACCCUUGGCCGCAUUAUGAAUCUCAUUGGAGAGCCUAUUGAUGAGAGAUGCGAUAUUAAAACCGAUCACUAUUUACCAAUUCAUCGUGCAGCUCCUGCAUUUGUGGAGCAAGCAACUGAACAACAAAUUCUCGUCACUGUUUUCUGUGUUGAUUUGUUACAUAAAGUCGUCGACCUUCUUGCACCAUACCAAAGAGGAAAGAUUGGGUUGUUUGGUGGUGCUGGUGUAGGAGAGAUUGUUCUUAUCAUGGAACUGAUUACCAAUGUUGCAAAAGCUCAUGGUGGUUUUUCUGUCUUUGCUGGUGUAGGAGAACGAACUCGAGAGGAAACAAGAAAUGAAAAUGAAUUUGAAGUGAAAUGGAGUUGGUCUCCGGCGGUGGGUGCUUCGACGACAGUGCAAUCUGAUGGCGUGAGAGGGAGAGGAAGAGAAGAGAAGAGAGAACAGUGA
This is a messenger RNA of Fraxinus pennsylvanica, 786 nucleotides long. The record is from the annotation of a GenBank genome assembly. Lineage: Eukaryota; Viridiplantae; Streptophyta; Magnoliopsida; Lamiales; Oleaceae.